AUGGACACUAAUGAUUUCAAUGGAAGCCGCGUAUUUAAACAGCUUUCCUUUGAUUUGGUUUCCAGUAUCUGCAAGGAGCUGGGAACUGCGGACGAGAGGUUGUACCUCGCCUACGCAGAACGAGGGAUCUCACGCAUCCAGGACGGACGGUACAAAGAGGGCGAAGCUAAUCUCAAAAAGGCGCUGCAGAUCCGCAAAGAUCUCGGAAACUACGUUCCCCGGUCAGGUGAGGCUAAUCUGAGCUGGGCUCUUCUCGCGCAGGGCAAGCUUGAAGAGUGCAACACGCUCCUGCUGGAUAGCUUGGCCGGCAGAGAAAAGGCUUUGGGCAAAAAUGAUCGAGAAUCCGUCCGCACUGGGCUGAUUCUUUCUGUACUCGGUAAUCUCCGUGCUGCACAAAGCCAAUGGGAUGAAAGUUUGGAAUUCCAUCACCGAGCGUUGGACCACAUGCGCGCCACGGUUGGCGAUAAAGAUUUCUAUACUGCAAAUGUUGCCCAUAAGGUGGCCGAGCACUUUGCCCGCUUGGGCCGGUGCAAAGAGGCGAUAUCUAUGCUCAACCUGGCGCUGGACAUUUGGUCUGUUGAUCCGACUGCACACAAAAAUGAGAUCGCUCGCAGUACUUCUCUCAAGGGCAUGAUUUUCGAAACAAUGGGCAAAAUGCCGAAAGCAUCCAUCAGCUUAAGGGUUGCCUGUCGUUUGAGGAAGGAAAUCACCCAGGAGGAUCGAGAUGUGAAAAGCUUGACGUGA
Messenger RNA from Aspergillus nomiae NRRL 13137, 744 nucleotides. Its product is annotated as tetratricopeptide repeat domain containing protein. NCBI's taxonomy places the organism in Eukaryota, Fungi, Ascomycota, Eurotiomycetes, Eurotiales, Aspergillaceae. The coding region runs from base 1 to 744 and encodes 247 amino acids. Gene Ontology annotation, molecular function: protein binding. The record is from RefSeq and is a predicted model, not a curated record. The transcript has 2 exons.